Molecule: messenger RNA, 1461 nt
Organism: Ricinus communis (castor bean)
Lineage: Eukaryota; Viridiplantae; Streptophyta; Magnoliopsida; Malpighiales; Euphorbiaceae
Product: UPF0481 protein At3g47200
Exons: 2
Coding region: 61-1389 (442 amino acids)
Source: RefSeq, a predicted model, not a curated record
CCUAGCUUCUGCUAUCUGAAGAAGACACCAAAAACCAAGUUAUUGUGAAUUCACUUGGGUAUGGAAAGAGAGCAAAUCCGAAUGCUGGACCAAGUUUCAGUUGACAUCAGACAGCCUGAUGAUGAUUUGGUGAUUUCUAUCAGAAAUGAGAUGGAAAGAAUUUCUUACUUGCACUGUAUCUGCAAAGUGAAGGACAGUCUUCUUGGUACAAAUGGUAGCAAGUCUUAUAUUCCUGACCAAGUCUCAGUUGGUCCUUACCACCACGAAGAAGAUGGCCUAGCAGUCACUGAAGAGCAGAAAUGGCAAUACGUACAUGUGCUCCUCAGUCGAAAACCAAACCUCGAAGCAAGCCUGGAUGCCUGUGUCACUGCACUUAAAGAAGUGGAACACAGAGCCCGGUCUUGCUAUGCAGGUGGCAUUGAUGACAGGGAUUGGCCAUCUAAUAAAUUCUUAACAAUGAUGUUAGUUGAUGGCUGUUUCAUCAUCGAGCUCUUGCUCAAGUAUUCUAUAAAGAGUCUAAGACGCAGAAAUGAUAAAAUAUUUACUACACCCGGGAUGCUAUUUGAUGUAAGGUGUAAUCUGAUAUUGCUAGAAAAUCAGAUUCCUCUAUUCAUUCUUCAGAGACUGUUUCAGGUGGUACCAAUUCCUAGACAAUGCAUUUACACUUUCGCUGAGCUUUGUUUUCGUUUCUUUAGGAAUAUGAUUCCAGGCGACCCACAAAUUAAUCGUGAAAAAUUCAGUCAAGAAGCACAUCAUUUGCUUGACAUAAUCUGUCACUGCCUCCUUCCAACAUAUCCAAGAGUACUGCCCCCAAAGGAAUCAAAUUCUGGAAACAAGCCUCUACCUUCUGCAACGAAGCUUCAGGAUGCAGGAAUUAGGAUCAAGAAAGCAAGAAAACUAAAUUUAUUGGACAUAAAGUUUGACAAAGGAGUUCUUGAAAUCCCACCGAUUGUAAUCCACCAAUACACAGAAACUCUGUUGAAGAAUCUGAUCGCGCUUGAGCAAUGUUCUAGCCACGUACAGUAUAUUACCUCUUACGCAUUUUUCAUGAAAUGGCUAAUUAGUGAAGAUAAAGAUGUGACGUUACUUAAAAAAAUUGGCAUUCUCAUCAACUGUGAUGCCAUUGAUGAGAAAGAGGUGAAGAAAGUGUUUGAUAAACUGGAUGAGGCUAAUUUUCCAGUGAAGGAAUUUUAUCAUGAUGGGCUGCGGGAGCAGGUGAACUCGUAUAAAGGAACCAGAAAAUGGCGCCAGUGGCGUGAGAGACAGAGACAUAGAAAUCCUCAGUUAUGCUCAGUUCUGGUUGUCGCAGUUUUGGCUCUAUUUAUUGCCCUUUUGGGGACUUUGUUUUCUGUACUCUCUUUUUCUCUCCACCGUUCUAACACAUCUUGAGCUCUGUGCAAAUUUUGUUACAUCUUGUACAUUACAGUAUAAAUAAAUCGACUGUUUUCGUUUUCUUUUUUA